Molecule: messenger RNA, 1699 nt
Organism: Porites evermanni
Lineage: Eukaryota; Metazoa; Cnidaria; Anthozoa; Scleractinia; Poritidae
Source: the annotation of a GenBank genome assembly
AUGCGACAAUCAGAGUUUAAAAUAAAACUUGACCCUGAAUUGGGUAGAUAUACAAGACAACAUAUUUAUGGAGAAGGUUUAACAGAUGUUUUUAAAUCUUUUGGUAAAAAAAUAUUUGGAAAAACAAUGAAAAAAGCUGCUAAAAAGGGUGCUGAAAAAGCAGUGACAGCAGCUGCAACAAAAACUGGUGAACAUGUAGGUAAAAAGGCUGGUGAUAAAAUAGUGCAAAUGUUAUCCAAAGAAAAGGCUACUCCCUCCAAGAAAAAAGUUACUUUUAAUAAAAAUGUUGAAAAAAUAAGACAACAAGAGAUAGAUCAAACAUUAACUAACCUUCUUAGUGGAGGCUCAACACGUAAGAGAAAAUUAUAUAAUUAUUAAAAUAAAAAUGAAGUCUUUUAGAAAUCCAAAAUAUUUAGAUAGAUAUGAGGAUGUUGUAUUUGACCUGGAACAGUCUCUAGAUACGGCUCCAGCAAAUAACGCUCACCAAACUAAAACAGGUCUUAGAUUUGUUGCUGAUAACACAGGAGAAACUACUCCUUUUGAUUGGUAUAACGCAAGGCUGUCAAUGGAUUUUAAAGUAAAUAAGCUAGCAGAUGGAGGAAAUUUAGCGAUUGCAGACCAUAACGGAAUUGUAAAUGGUAGUAACUCAUUUAUAGAAAAAUUAAGUAUCAUAGCAAAUGGAAGAGAAGUUUAUAGUUGUAACUACGCAAAUCAUAUUGUAAAUAUUAAAAAUAUUCUUGAGUAUAAUCCUUCAUAUGCUAAGAGUGUUGCUACAAACGAAUUUUAUUUUCUUGAUUCAUCAAGAAAUGCAGAGGAAAGAGAAUUUGAAGUUAGUGGCACAAAUCAGCUAGCUAAAAGAAAAACAACUUAUAAUAAAGGUUUUCAUAAAAGAAAAACACUACUAGGUACAUCGGCCACAGUAAACUGUGAAAUUCCUCUUAAUAGAUAUUCUUUCUUUGAAGCAUUGGAAGAUAAACUACUUCCAAAUACAAAAAUUGAGCUAAAUAUCGAAAUUGAAAAAGAUGCAAAUUUAAUUUUUCAAGCAGCUGAUAAUUGUAGAGUUAUUAUAACAAGACUACAACUUUUUAUUCCAAAACUUACGUUUAAUUCAGAAGGACAAAAGUUGUAUAUGGAAAAUUAUCUUAAACCUUACAAAUGGACGUAUUUGAAUGAAGUAAUUGAAAGAUCAAAUAAUUCACAGCAACAGACAGGACAUUUUAGAAUUACAAAUGCUAUUUCAAAACCAAGGCAUGUAUUUGUUUUUGGAAUUAACACGGCAAGAAUUGAUUCACAAACAGCAAAUCCAUUUUUAUACGACACUUUUAAUCUACCAAAUAAUGCUAAUAUAAGAGAUUGCUACCUGGAAGUUGCAAAUGGAAACGAAUACCCAAAUAUUCAUUUUAAACCUUCUACAGAUAUGUCAAGAGUUUUUAGAAAUGUAAUGUCAUACGUCUAUGCAAAUAAUGAUUAUCAAGGUGGAACAUUACUUAAUAUAGGUAACUUUAAAAAUUUAUUUCCUUUUGUUUAUUUUGACCUAACAAAACAAAAAAUGGAUAUCAAAGAUGGUGUUACAAAAUUAGCAUUUCAUUACGAAUUAACUGCUAAUCCAAACGCUGGUUAUAAUAUUUACGCAUUAGUCUUACAUGAAAGAAUAGCAGAAAUAUCACAACAAGAUGGAAAACUAUUGCUUAGGGCUUAA